UACAGCGAGUGGUGUCUAAACGGACUGCUCUCAUACAAUGAGAUCGUUCAGAUGACCGUGUCGGUUUUAUGGAAGCGUCCACAUUUUGCAGGAUAUAAUCCAUUAAAUUACUUGAAAAAUAGUGUUAACGUACCCACGACAUAUGGUACAUAACAAACGGUUAUUUUAAAUAAUACAUAUUUAGUGAUAUAUAUCUAUGCGUGUUUGUUACCUAGCUUCUGCAAAGCCAUCUGUUCAUACUGUUCGUACAGCUUGCAGCAAAAUAAAGCUGUUUUAGGCAUCUUCCAGUGUAGGCUAUUACACUAAUCUCCAAGUUUCACAGCUGUUACCUAUCUUUGGACUGUUUGCAGUGAACAUGGACGAAGACAGUCAAGUACCUGAGGAUCUCUCGCUAGAUGAAAGGGACGAGCUGUCAAACAUACGACGGAGGAAAAAAGAGCUGUUGGAUGAUAUUGAGAGGUUGAAGUUUGAGAUUGCUGAAGUCAUGACUGAAAUUGAACAGUUGACAUGUGUGGGGGAGAGCAAAACAUCACAGAGAAACAAACAGAUUGCCAUGGGCAGGAAGAAAUUUAAUAUGGAUCCUAAAAAAGGAAUUCAGUUUCUCCUGGAAAACGACCUGUUACAGAACACUCCUGAAGACAUUGCACAGUUUCUGUACAAAGGCGAGGGUCUGAACAAAACUGUUAUUGGGGAUUACUUAGGGGAGCGGGAUGAUUUUAACAUCAAGGUCCUCCAGGCAUUUGUGGAGCUUCAUGAGUUUGCAGAUCUUAACCUUGUGCAGGCUUUGAGGCAAUUUCUGUGGAGCUUUAGACUCCCUGGAGAAGCUCAGAAAAUUGAUCGGAUGAUGGAGGCCUUUGCGUCACGCUACUGCCAGUGUAACCCAGGAGUCUUUCAAUCCACAGACACAUGCUACGUGCUCUCCUUUGCCAUCAUCAUGCUGAACACCAGUCUGCAUAACCCCAACGUUCGGGACAAGCCAGCGGUGGAGAGGUUUAUCUCCAUGAACCGUGGGAUCAAUGAAGGAGGAGACCUGCCAGAGGAGCUUCUGAGAAAUUUAUAUGAAAGUAUUAAGAACGAACCAUUCAAAAUCCCAGAAGACGAUGGAAACGACCUGACGCACACGUUCUUCAACCCAGACAGAGAAGGGUGGCUGUUGAAGUUAGGAGGAAGAGUGAAAACCUGGAAACGGAGGUGGUUCAUUUUGACUGACAACUGCCUGUAUUACUUUGAGUACACAACAGACAAGGAGCCUCGCGGGAUCAUCCCUCUGGAAAACCUGAGCAUCAGGGAGGUCGAGGAACCCAGGAAGCCUAACUGUUUCGAGCUGUAUAACCCCAAUCACAAAGGCCAGGUGAUCAAGGCUUGCAAGACGGAGGCUGACGGCCGGGUGGUGGAGGGGAACCACGUGGUUUACAGGAUAUCUGCUCCCACACCAGAGGAGAAGGAAGAGUGGAUCAAGUCAAUAAAAGCAAGCAUCAGCAGAGAUCCUUUCUACGACAUGUUGGCAACCAGGAAACGACGGAUUGCCAAUAAGAAGUGAGAGCCAACAGUUCCAGGCCCUGCUUCAGUGUCCCCAGGACAGGCUGUGUUCUCAAGGGGAUCUUAAACACUGAGGACACCUGGGUCAUGGCACUGGAGCAGGGUCUACAGACCGGGAUACAGGACCAGACAGAAAAGCUAAGCUAGAGACUCUGAGACAACAGUGUGAGAGCAACCCUGUCACCCCAACCACUUUCCCCUUAGUUAUUCUUCAGCACCGUUUCACCCCGUGUGCCUAUCCCUGGUUUGUUUCAGUGACUUCAGUAGCACAACUGCCGUUUUUUAUUAUGCAUGGAUGUAUGUACACAAAGGCAAAGGACUAAAUGUGGGGAAGACAAUCAGUUUUCUCAUAAAACGUCAGUAUGACUCGUGGAAGAAUCGUGGGCAUUUUUGGAGGCACUGAAUAUGAACAUUGAUCACCAUGAAGAAAGUGCCCUUACACACACAUUGCAAAGGACAGACUCUGCAGGCAAGAGGGCCCAGCAGCUCCAGCCGUGGCACGGCUCUGCCUGCAUGAGAUCUCAACAGAGAACUACAAAGGGUCUCCACUUUCUCUGAUGCUGAGCCCAGAUGUCAAAGGAUGCUCCCUCUUCUAAUCCCAUGGAUACCUCUUUAAUUUGCCUUAUCUGUGGCAAACUAAAUUAACAUCUUCAUUUUGGGGUGCUACCUAAAUAACUGAGAAUAAUGACAAUAGUCAGUGUCAGCAGGGCUGAUUACUUAUAUAUUGCAUUGAAUACAAAAAAAACUAUUUAUAUCCCUUUUCUGUCAGUGAGCAAAUGGCAACCAGAUGGUCAAGUUUAUACAUUCCUUUUAGAAGUCCUAUAUAAACAGUGGCACAGAUAGGUAUCGAUAUACAAAGCAAUACACUGUCUGUGCCGUUAUUUUUGUAAACUGUCAUAAUGUGCAAGUAAAACUGCUGGCUUACAAUUUGUGUACUGAAGAUCCACUCCCGUAAUUAGUUGCUUUAAUAUUUAUUUUUGUUCUUAAAUCAUUUAAAAUUGUAGAUUUUUUAAGUUAUGUGUAAAUAAUGUAAAGUUUGUGUUUGUUUUCCUCAUUAUUUUUGUUAGUAUUAUUGCUAGUAAACUUAAUGGUUGUAGCUUGCAUCAAUGUUAAAACAAGCAUUAUGGCAUUAACAAAACACAACUCCGGGGUAAGUAAGGCCUGGAGUGGUGUUUGGGGGUUGUAGCUACACGGUGACAGAAUGAAGAAAGAUGAAGCUGAAGCCAGUAGUGUUUUACAUAAAAAUGUAAAAUGGAAGCCCAGACCCAAAUGCCCUGUGGGAAGGUGAACCUUACAAUAUCAUAACCACAGGCCGUGUACAUACGCACAUGCAUAUGACAUGUUGCAUCUCUUAAGUACUACAUGAAGAAUUACAUGUUUAGACCUUCCUGUACGUGUUUAAAAA
Anguilla anguilla (European eel) is the source of this 2944-nucleotide messenger RNA. It is a transcript of the gene cyth3a, whose product is annotated as cytohesin 3a. Lineage: Eukaryota; Metazoa; Chordata; Actinopteri; Anguilliformes; Anguillidae. Bases 356 to 1540 code for a protein of 394 amino acids. The transcript has 13 exons. The record is from RefSeq and is a predicted model, not a curated record. Gene Ontology annotation, biological process: regulation of ARF protein signal transduction. Gene Ontology annotation, molecular function: guanyl-nucleotide exchange factor activity.